AUGGCUGUUUCUGAAGAUGGAGUUGUUUUCUUGAAAGAUGUCAAUUGUGAAAAGGAGUACAAGGAUAAGUUUUACGUGGAAACUUUAAUUAAAGAUGCCAUAAGUGAGGUUGGGGUACCAAAUGUUGUUCAAGUGAUAACCGACAAUGCACCAAAACUUCAUGAUGAAUCACUCUAUGAGCUCAUUAAACGGGGUCUCCAAAAUAUGGUUAUUAGUGAUGAAUGGUCUACUUAUAGAGAAGAUAAUGUUUCCAAAGCCUAUUUGGUGAAGGAAAAAAAUUUGGAUAACAUUUGGUGGGAUAAGGUUUAUUAUAUCCUUACUUUUACGGAACCUAUAUAUGAUAUGCUUCGAAUUAUGGACACGGAUAAACCUACUCUUCACUUGGUUUAUGAGAUGUGGGAUGAAAUGAUCGAAAAAGUGAAGAAAAGCAUUUAUAGGCAUGAAGGAGAUGAGAGAUCAAUCUUUUAUGAAGUCGUAUAUGAUAUUCUUAUUGAUCGAUGGACUAAGAGUAGUACACCACUUCAUUGUAUGGCUCAUUCUUUAAAUCCAAGAUGGCUUUUGGAUCCCAAGUCUUGGUGGUUAGUUCAUGGGGCUUCAAUACCUUUGCUCCAAAACUUAGCUUUGAAACUUCUUGGACAACCUUCUUCAUCAUCUUGUUGUGAGAGGAAUUGGAGUACAAGAUGUGGGAUAUUGGAGGUGAUGUAUUUGACUCAUUUGAAGGAGUUGGAAUUCUUGGAGUUGCUAGCUUAUCUCUUGAUGAACUGGAUAUGGAGAUGGUAA
This is a messenger RNA of Gossypium raimondii (Peruvian cotton), 780 nucleotides long. RefSeq lists its product as uncharacterized. Gene Ontology annotation, molecular function: protein dimerization activity. NCBI's taxonomy places the organism in Eukaryota, Viridiplantae, Streptophyta, Magnoliopsida, Malvales, Malvaceae. The record is from RefSeq and is a predicted model, not a curated record. Bases 1 to 780 code for a protein of 259 amino acids. The transcript is spliced from 4 exons.